Molecule: messenger RNA, 2461 nt
Organism: Clupea harengus (Atlantic herring)
Lineage: Eukaryota; Metazoa; Chordata; Actinopteri; Clupeiformes; Clupeidae
Gene: rnft1
Product: ring finger protein, transmembrane 1
Biological process (GO): positive regulation of ERAD pathway
Cellular component (GO): endoplasmic reticulum
Molecular function (GO): ubiquitin protein ligase activity
Source: RefSeq, a predicted model, not a curated record
UUACGUAGAGGAAACGUCGCAUGAGUAUGUGAGUAGCAGGAUGUUUACUCUGAAUAAAGAUGGACCAGGCAUAGCCAGCUAGCUUGCCUUCUUUUACCCGUUUGUUUGUUUUAUUUUAUUUUUCUGUAUUUUUAUACUGCAUCGAAUAGCUAGCUAAAUGGAGAUCGCAGGUUUAUCAUGAAACAGCGGAGUCAGUAUGACAGAGGAAAUUCUUACGAGAACCGAAGAGCGUUGAAACUGAGGGAAUCUCCCAUUGUAAUGCAGACUAAUUCAUCAGAGGAAAACACUCCCUCAGGAAAUGGCUUAUCCCUAACACUGCAACCAGAGCGACUUCCGAGGACACCCAACACGGAUGGUUCCAACACCUCGGAACCAGAUGAUGUCCGCGUCUCCAUGACUGGUUUAUCGACAGGACCCAGCGGGAGACCUGCAUCCCGAAGAGCCCGUGCAGGUUCUCACAGUCACUCGCAUUCCCAUGGACACAGCCGCCCCCAUUCUCACCACGAACCUGAAAACGAAUCUAUCGAUCCCGACUUGGAGUCAGGAGAGCCGAGCACCUCCUUCUCUGAAUUCCGUUACCUUUUUCGCUGGAUUCAAAAAAGUCUUCCGUUCAUAAUCAUCCUCAGUGCUAAGCUUAUUAUUCAGCACGCCUUGGGGCUUGCUGUUGGAAUUGGCUUGUUUACAACUUUUUUAUAUGUAAACAAAAAUAUUCAGACCCAAGUGUUCCUCCAGGAUCGACGUUCAAAGUUGCAGUGUGUUUGGCUUUUGCUGUUUCUGACAUCUUCCACACUUUUGCUCUACUACACUUUCCUCAGCGAUGCACUUUACUACUGUCUCAUUUUUAUGAGCCCUAGUAUCGAGCCCCUGGGCUUCUGGGAAGUCUUAUGGGCUGUUGGGGUGACCAACUCUGUUGUGAAGUUCAUCUUCAUGGGAUUAAAGUGCCUUAUUCUCAUACUCCCCCCCUCCAUGGCUGCAUACAGGACUCAGGGGAAAUGGUUUAUGAUGACAGAGGAGGUUGGGCAGGUUUACCAAGCAGUGGUGCCCAUGCCAACCUGGUUUCGCUUCCUGGUGACGUACCAGGAGAUGGAUGGUCGCACCGGGCUGACCCUGGGCAUCCUGCUUGCUUUGGGCUACCUAAUACUGAAGCUUUUGGAACUUUAUGGACAAUGGGGUUCUCUCCAGAAGACAACCAGCAUCUUUUUCAGCAACGAGCAUAGCGGGGCCGCAGCCACCAAGAGUCAGUGUGCUGACGCAGGGGACGUCUGCCCCAUAUGUCAGGCAGAGUACAGGGAGCCCAGAGUCCUCCUGUGUCAGCAUAUCUUCUGCGAGGAGUGCGUGGCUUUGUGGUUGAACCAGGAGAAGACGUGCCCUCUCUGCAGAACCGUAAUCACGGACAAAGUACACAAGUGGAAAAACGGUGCCACUUCUGCUUACUUACAAAUAUACUGACUGGGAAAGAAAAGAUGAAAGAAAGGAACUGGGAAGGGGACGUUUAAUAUGAGGAAAAACCACCUCAUUUUGAAAACCACUUGACUAGCGUGGUUGGGCACUAGGCACAGCUGCUGUGAAUGUGCGACAGCUGUUUGACAGCAAUACUCCUCAGUGCACAAAGGGUAACCAUCCCUGCCCCCUAGUGGUGGCUUCAAGGGCUGAGUCUCAGUCUGGUUGGUUUCAGUGUGGACGUGUCUUGCAAUUUGCACUCCAGCGUGAUAUCAUAACCUCCCCAUUACCUUUGAAUUUUUCCCAAUCCCUUAUUGAUUUAUAAUAUAGUUUUAUUCAGUUUGUAAAAAAAAAAAAUAUGUUUUUGUUCAUGCAUCCUCAUGUGUGUAUGAGGUGAUGAAAAACAUUUAGGGGAGUUUAUCAUGUUGAGCUGAACCAUUUUGGGGAGCUUGUGGUCAAGUUGGGCUAGACCAUUUAGGUCAUGGUUAUUGUGGGGGGGGACAUCAGUGCCCAGUGUUUAUUAGUUGAAGUCCACUCUUGGAUAAGUUAAGUGGCAAGAGGUGGGGAAUAAUAGGUUUCAAAUGAUGCUUUACCUUUGCUCUCUAUUAUUGAGCAUUUUCAUUUUUUUUACCCUCUCUUGCAUUCAAAUAUGCUUCAUUGUAUUUUGUGAUGGGUUUGGCAUGGUUCUACAAAUCUUGCCCGAUUCAUAUAUUAAUUUUUCAUCUGUGAUCCAACUUGAAUCAUUGAUCAUGAUUCGUGGGAUCUCAUUUCCUAACAAAUCUGACUACUUUGUAUUUCAAUUUUGCGUUAUGUGCAAACAUGUAAAACACCGUCGGAUGUUCAUGUGAUUUAUUUUUCUAUAAAAAUGUACACACAUAUUAGAAAGAAAACCAAAGAAUUAAGGAAGAAAUAGAUACAUCUAUUUUCUUACUAUGUCCCACAAUAUAGUUGAAUCGUGUACAGUGUUUUUCCUAAAUGAUAUAUUUCUCAUUAAUAAAUAAAUUGUAGUUGAUUAACUUCA